This is a messenger RNA of Arachis ipaensis, 1406 nucleotides long. The record is from RefSeq and is a predicted model, not a curated record. NCBI's taxonomy places the organism in Eukaryota, Viridiplantae, Streptophyta, Magnoliopsida, Fabales, Fabaceae.
UUUUAACCCUAAAGAUGAUAACAACAACACACUAGUUUCUUAUUAUUACCAAAUUCACUUUUAACCCUAAAAUUCACUUUCAAACCCUAAACAUACAGUGACAUCACUUCAUCUUCACUCUCGAACCCAGCAGCCUUCAUCGCCAUCAUCGUUGAGCUUCCUUCGUCGUUCAUCGUUGAACCCAGCAGCCUUCACUCUCGAACACUAGUUUCAUAUAGCUUCCUUCCUCGUUCAUCGUCAUCUUCAUCACUGCCCUUCAUCUCACCUAGCCUUCAUCGCCUUCGUCUCACCCAGCCUUUAUCACCGUACCCAGAAAACCCUAACCUCCAUCAUGCCGCCAUCUAUCUCACCGUCGCCACCCUUCGAGCUCAAGAUCACAACCAGGUUCGUCCUUGAAUGCCAUUUCUCUUGCUGUUUUGCUUGUCGUCCCUCUCGCCGUUCUGCUCGGAAAGCUGCUCGCCUCUGUCUGGGUUCGCCACACCUCUCUUUGCUCUCUGUUUUUCUGUUUUUUUCUUUGUUAUCUCUCAGUCCGUUGCUUCUCCCUGUUACUCUCCGUUCGGUCUCCUUCGUUCCUUUUCAGCCUCAUCCAUGGGAGACUACAGCAAUGAUCCUCUCAUGCGCAACCAAAACGCUGCCGUUCAGGCCCGCACCAAAGCCCAGAACCGCGCCAACGUUCUUCAGCUCAAGCUGAUUGGACAGAGUCGCCCAACUGGUCUCACAGUGAAUAUAUUGAAUCGUUUUGAGCCUAGGCCUCCUUUAGAGUAUAAGCCUCCUCCGGAGAAAAGAAAAUGUCCACCAUUAACUGGGAUGGCACAAUUUGUGAGUAAGUUUGCAGAGCUUGCCGAUCCGGAAUAUGCUCCUCCUAAACCAGUAGUCGAGACUCCUGUUGACAUUAAUAAUUUGGAGGAGUAUAUAUCUUUAGUGGUUGAUGCAACUGUCAAGACUGGGAUCACACGUCAAAUGGAAGCAUUUAAAGCAGGAUUCAACCAGCUUUCGUCAACUGCAGCCAAUGCUUCGUCUAAUGAGAAUGGGCCUUUGGAAUCAGCAGAUAAUGACUUGCCAAGUGUGAUGACAUAUGCUAAUUACCUGAAUCUUCCACCUUAUUCUACCAAGGAAAUUAUGUCUAACAAGCUACUCUAUGCAAUCAAUGAGGGGGCAGGAAUCCUUUGAUUUAUCAUGAGUCUCAGGAACUAACCAAGCUAUCCCUGAAUAUUAAUAUGAUGAAUCAGGGCUUUUGAGGCUGAAUUAAUUUUUGGUUGCAUGUACUUCCCCUCUUCUCAUCUCAAAUAAUGGCAGUUGAAUCGGAUUGGCACAUUUUCAAGGUGUAAAGGGAUUCGCGGGGCUCAUUUUAGCUAUUAGUGUAUGUUGUAUUUUUCAACUAAUAAAUUUUAUUUCUUUUUGACAAA